Molecule: messenger RNA, 4384 nt
Organism: Oncorhynchus masou masou (cherry salmon)
Lineage: Eukaryota; Metazoa; Chordata; Actinopteri; Salmoniformes; Salmonidae
Product: solute carrier family 22 member 6-A-like
Exons: 10
Coding region: 272-1945 (557 amino acids)
Biological process (GO): transmembrane transport
Cellular component (GO): membrane
Molecular function (GO): transmembrane transporter activity
Source: RefSeq, a predicted model, not a curated record
ACAGCGGCAGCAGCCUGCCUGCGCUCAGGGUUCACUACACCAUAGACAGGUGUGACUUCAUCAGGACUGAAUGAGAAUUACACAAACCAGCCUGUGUAGUUUAUCCUGAGCUCUGUGAGGUGUCAGCUGCCUCUCAGCCGUCUGUCCACUCCACUUUCAAUCCAUUCAGAAGUUUAAAAUCUUUGUUGGCAACUUGAGAGAGCACUGUUCUGUUAGACCUCUUGUAUCUGUGAUGAUACAUUAGGGUAGCGUCUGCAUUGAAAUAGCAGCUAUGGAAAGAAGCAUGAAUUUUGACGAGAUUCUUUCUCAUAUCGGUGGCUUUGGCAAGUUCCAGAAGAUCUUGUAUGUGUGGAUUUGCCUCCCCCAGGUCCUGCUGGCGUUCCACAUGCUGAUAUCGGUCUUCACGGGGGCCGUCCCCCCUCAUCUCUGUCGCUCCAACAACACCACCUGGGCCUUGCCCGCCAGCUCAGACGCAUUCAACUUCAGCCUGGUUAUGGGCCCAGACGGUGACCCUGACCUGUCCUGCUCUGCCCCUGGGGGGGUCCCUAGCACUCCGCUAGCCCAGUUGAAUCACAGCACCGCCCUGGCCCUUAGCGAUGACCACGUCACCGGGGUUUGUCAAGGGGGAUGGGAAUUCAGCAAAGAGACCUUCCACAGCACUGUGGCAACCGAGUGGGAUCUGGUGUGUGAUAAUGCCAAUCUGAACAACAUUGGUUCCUCAAUCUACAUGUUUGGUCUUCUGGUCGGCGCCGUGCUGUUUGGUUCCUUAGCUGAUAAGUUUGGACGCAGGAACAUCAUCCUGGUUGGUUUGACUAUCCAGUCAACCUUUGGGGUUGGUGCUGCUUUUGCCCCAAAUUUCUACAUUUAUGUCUUUCUGCGCUUUGUGGUUGGAACAACUAUUUCAGCUGUCAUCAUGAACGCAUUUGUUUUAGGCACAGAGUGGACAGGAUCAAAGCACCGGAUGCUAGCUGGGAUCAUCACAGACUACUUCUUUGGGUUCGGCUACAUCACCCUGGCAGGCCUGGCCUACCUCAUCAGAGACUGGCGUAAGCUCCAACUGGCCAUCUCAGCACCAGGCUUCCUCUUCAUCUUCUACAUCUGGGUCCUACCCAAGUCGGCUCGGUGGCUAAUGGCCAACCAGAGGAACGAGGAGGCCAUGGAUCUGAUCAGGAAAGCUGCUCUGAUGAACGGCAAACCCCUGCAGGAGGACAUAGAGAUACGUCAGGGGUACAACGAUAUGGUGAAGAUGGAGGAGAGGAAAAAGGACACAGUCAUUGACCUCGUCCGUACGCCAAAAAUGAGGAGGAAUUCAUGUAUCAUGUUUUACCUGUGGUUUGUCAACGUGCUGGUCUACUAUGGCCUGUCCCUUAACAUCUCUGACUUUGGGAUGAACAUCUACCUGACCCAGCUGAUCUUUGGCCUGGUGGAGAUGCCGGCCAGGACCAUCACCCUCUUUACCCUGAAUCGCUCCAGGAGGAUAUCCCAGCUAGCCUUCCUCGCUGUGGGAGGCCUGGCCUGCCUGCUAACCAUCUUCAUUCCUGAUGAUCUCUCCAUUAUUAGAACUGUCCUGGCUAUGGUGGGGAAGUUUGGGAUCACCGCCUCCUUAUCCAUCGUCUACGUCUACUCAGCAGAGGUCUUCCCUACUGUCAUAAGGCAGAGUGGAAUUGGUAUGAGCUCCAUGUGUGCCAGGGCAGGGGGAGUCCUGGCUCCCAUCAUCUACCUGCUGAGGGGUGUCAGUAAGAAUGCUCCCAUGGUGUUGUUUGGCCUGUGUACUCUGCUAGGUGCAGCCCUCACCCUGCUGCUGCCUGAGACAGCCCACCAGCCCCUGGCUGACACCAUUGAGGAUGUGGAGGGAUCCAGCAUCAGUGAGGAAUCAGAGGAAGGGAACAUGAAGCCAGCCCUCUAUGAGGAAUGUCCAACAAGGAACCCAGACAUCAUAAUCUGAAGAACCAGGAGUGGGACAAGGCAACAGUCCACUGAUACUUUGAGACCUGUAGUCAUGUCAUCUGGAGAACUUCUAAUACCAUUCCUCCAAGGAACUCUGUGCGUUGUAAGAUAUCUGCUAAGAGUGUUUGAACAAAUUUGUAGCUUGAUGUCACUGAACUGACAUUUUAUACAAUUUUAUUUUAUAUUUAAACAUUUUUCUUUUGUUUUGAAAAGAUGUACCAUAUAUUGAUGUUUUAUAGUGACUAUCAGUUCACAUUUAGAUUGAUGAUGAAGUACAUUUAGUAACAGUUUAUUUAUGCAUCAAAUAUCCAUUUAUCAGAUUCUGUAAAUACUGUCAAGGACACACCAUUGUUUGGUGCCAAUAGCCUUGUGCUCUUUUUAUCCACAUUUCUUUGAUGGUGCAUCCCUCUUCCUGGACUGGAACUCACUCCCAUCCUGUCCCUGUCUGUUAUCUAGUAGGUCUUCCUGAAUGUCUGUCUUGUCUGACUAGGCAACCCUACAGUACUGUUCAUACCGAACAGGUUCACCUUAAGAUAUUAGCUCAGUUUCAGCCAACGAAUGCCGUCAUCAUGCAUUGUGAUUUUGUAUAAAGUGACCACACUGUGAACGAGCAUAGAUGACAACUUAUGCAAACUAUCACACGUAUGCAAGAUGAAUAGCUAAAUAUUUUUUUCUUUUUGAAGGUAGAAUUUUGUUUACUUGAUGGAUUCUGUAUUAGACAUUCCUAACUCUAAAUUUAGAAGUGAAUGUGUUUGAAGUUGGUCAGUGAUCACGAUGAGUUUUUUAAAAGUGUGCACUCUAGAACAGCAGGCUAUAGGACAAUUGCUCCACAUAAUGCUUGUUAGAAAAUCAUGCGGAAAUACUAGCCAUCUGCUGGUGCCCAUGUAACGGUGCCCAUGUCACGGAGCCCAUGUCACGGAGCCCAUGUCACGGAGCCCAUGUCACGGAGUUAAGAACAUACCGUUCACUCCACAGCAAACUUGAAAUGUCAAGGAUGGGAGCUAUAGAAGAAGAUCAUUUUCGGUGGAACGUUGUAAAGGAGGAUGGUGACGUGUGUUGCGAAGCAGAGGAUCACUGGUUCAAGCCCAGUAUGGGGCAGUCAGACACUGGAGGAAGCUAAGCUGUUAGAAGCACACUGACCCCCGGGAACAGCCAGUGUUGGCUCAAAGAUGACCCAGUUAAAGGUCUCUAUAGGGUCAGCAGAUGAGCUGUGGUAUCUGUAAUCAGCCCUUACACAAGACAGAGAUGCCCUUAUUCAAGACAAGGAUGCCCUUAUACAAGACAAAGAUGGAUGGACUGAAUCAAAAACAGUUAUGACACUGUUACUCCAAGUUAGGAAGCCCUCUCUUCAAACAUGAAGUUUACAUUCUACAUUACAUUAUUAACAUUUCAGCUGAAGGCUUUCAUUCUGAGUGCUUACAGUCAGUAUAUAAAGUACAUUAUAAACUGGGUGGUUCGAGCCCUGAAUGCUGAUUGUCUGACAGCCAUGGUAUAUUAGACCUUAUACCACGGGUAUGACAAAACAUUUUUACUGCUCUAAUUACGUUGGUAAACAGUUUAUACUAGCAAUAAGGUACCUUGGGGGUUUGUGGUAUAUGGCCAAUAUAUCACGACUAAGGGCUGUAUCCAGUCACUCCUCGUUGCAUCGUGCAUAUGAACAGCCCUUAGCCAUGAAAUAUUGGGCAUAUACCACACCCCCCCGUGCCUUAUUGCUUAAUUGAACCGCAGCAGUAACACCAGAGAGACUGAUCCGAGUUUGAGAUCUUUCACAUCGGGUGGAGAAGAAUAGAAGACUGUUGUGAUGACAUGUUCUCUCUGUGGUAUUUUGGGUGGAUCUUAUUAUUUUAAUGGCAGUGGAUGAUUUGACAGGCAUCAAUUGUUCCCCUGUCAUUGUAAGGCUUAGGAGAGCAAAGCCGCACAUUCUUGUUUGGGAUGAGACACAGGGUUUGCCUUACAGUCAUGUAACCAAACGACUGUAAUAGGCCUAUAUGUUUAGUAACAGUAGUCAACAGGAGUCCGAUGUGUUGUGUUAGUGAACACUGCCACUCUCUGGAUGAAAGUGGUACUUGCUUCUUGUCUGACAUCAGCUGCUAUAUAUACCGUAAGUACUGUAAUGGGGCACAAGCAUGAUGACCACAGAGAUUGUGUUACAACAUAUGCAUUUCCUGAUUCUGUAGAAUCAGUACUUUUAUACAAAUGUAUUACAAAAGCUGCUGUAUAUACGGUAAGUACUGUAAUGGGGCACAAGCAUGAUGACCACAGAGAUUGUGUUACAACAUGUGCAUUUCCUGAUUCUGUAGAAUCAGUACUUUUAUAAAAAAUGUAUUACAAAUUUACAAAAUCAAAGUAAAAUUGGGAAGUUAUCCAUGAUGUGAUAAAAAAAAUAUAUAUAUACACUAACACAUUUCAUUUGUACAAUAUAGUUCUGCUUAAACAA